Molecule: messenger RNA, 813 nt
Organism: Linnemannia hyalina
Lineage: Eukaryota; Fungi; Mortierellomycota; Mortierellomycetes; Mortierellales; Mortierellaceae
Source: the annotation of a GenBank genome assembly
AUGUUCACCUCCAAGGUCCACGUCCGCCCGUACCUAGAGGAUGCAGAGACUGGUCCUAGCAUCCAAUGGGCUAAAGCACAAGCUAUUCGUCUGAACGCUCACGUUCAGGUGGGAUACCCAGAGAAGAGGGUUGUCAACAAGACAAAGCCGUUCGAGGAAGAGUAUUAUAACUCUGUCGCCUUUGUCUCUCCCCAGGGUGUUCUUCUGAAUACCUAUGCGAAGCACUUUUUGUAUUACACGGACGAGAACUGGGCCGAGGAGGGGCCUUCUUUUGAGUCUAUGCCCGUUGAAGGGCUGGGCCAGGUGGGAUUCGGGAUCUGCAUGGACGUGAACCCCUACCAAUUCAAGACCUCCUUCUCCGAUUUCGAAUUCUCUACUUUCCAUGUCGGACAAAGGUCCAAUUUGCUCUUGUGUUCCAUGGCAUGGAACAAGGGUGAGGAAGCACCCAGGAAGGAGAAGGUCGUGCCCAAGCCUAAAUCGGAAAAGUCCAAAGCGCGAUUGGAAAGUCAAAAAGAGCAGCGGAAGGAUCCUGGCGAGUCGGUUGAUGAUCCGCGAGUGGCGGAGACCGAAGGUGGUGAGAACGAUGCAGCAGAGACGGAAGGGGAUGAGGAUGAGGGAGAGUGGGAAGAUGAGCAAGACGAGGCAGAGAUCGAGAGGGAAGCGCAAGAACUUCAGUAUGAGACGAUCCAUUACUGGGCGGUUCGGAUGAGCCCAUUCUACAAGCAGCAGGAGAAGGCAGGUGGCAAGGAACCAUUCCUGGAGACUUAUCUCGCCAUAGCCAACAGACUCGGAACUGAAUCCGGUAGGGUGUGA